AUGCUUCAUCUCGACUUGAUUAGCACCCUCAAGGACAUGUUUGGGCGGGUUGACAACGCCAGACCGUCCCAUGCCAGAGGUGUCUUCGUCACAGGCUCCUUCACCCCAACUGAUGAGGCCAAGGAAUGGUCCACUGCACCUCACUUCAGUUCCUCUUCAACCCCAGUCAUAGCUAGAUUCUCUCUCUUCACUGGUAUCCCGAAUUUGCCAGCGACUGACCCCAACGCAAAUCCUCAUGGUUUUGCUGUCCGAUUCCUGAUUGGGGAGGAUGUCAAGACCGACAUCAUCUGCCAAUCCUCAACUGUAUUCCCUGCAAAUACGGGGGAGGGUGUUCUUGCUUUCUUCCGUAAUUACAGAGACGGCACUUUGGAAGAAUACGUCAAAGACCAUCCCGAAGCCCUCCCUUUCAUGCAGGAGGAUAGAAAAACCCCAAAGAACUUUGGUACCCAGUCGUUCUACUCCAUCAACGCUUUCAAGUUUAUCAACGCUGCUGGUAAAAGCGCCUUCAUACGAUAUCGCUGGGUUCCGUUGUCGGGGAGACAGUUUCUGACACAGAGCGAGCUUGAGGCCAAGGGGCCGAAUUUUCUCUUCGACGAGCUACCUGGUGUCUUUGCACAAGGACCGAUUAGCUUCAAGCUGGUAGCACAGGUAGCUGGGGAAGAUGACAUUACCCAUAACUGCAACGAAAUAUGGCCAGAGGACCGUCAGCUGGUGGAGCUUGGUGUGCUCACCCUGACCGCGGUUACCGAUAAGGAAGCUCUUCCUCCUCAGAAGAACACCAUCGUGUAUAAUGUCAUGCCUGGCGUGCCAGGUAUUGAGCCAUCGGAUGAUCCUGUGCUGGCGGCUCGCGCACGGGUGUACGUGACAAGUGGACAGACUCGACGGGAAGCUGAGCCCGAAAAUUAG
Trichoderma aggressivum f. europaeum is the source of this 906-nucleotide messenger RNA. RefSeq lists its product as uncharacterized. The transcript is spliced from 2 exons. The coding region runs from base 1 to 906 and encodes 301 amino acids. Gene Ontology annotation, molecular function: heme binding; catalase activity. Gene Ontology annotation, biological process: response to hydrogen peroxide; hydrogen peroxide catabolic process. Gene Ontology annotation, cellular component: cytoplasm; peroxisome; mitochondrion. The record is from RefSeq and is a predicted model, not a curated record. Lineage: Eukaryota; Fungi; Ascomycota; Sordariomycetes; Hypocreales; Hypocreaceae.